Salvia hispanica is the source of this 3168-nucleotide messenger RNA. Its product is annotated as putative leucine-rich repeat receptor-like serine/threonine-protein kinase At2g24130. Gene Ontology annotation, biological process: protein phosphorylation. The record is from RefSeq and is a predicted model, not a curated record. Lineage: Eukaryota; Viridiplantae; Streptophyta; Magnoliopsida; Lamiales; Lamiaceae. Gene Ontology annotation, molecular function: protein kinase activity; protein binding; ATP binding.
UUUUUAUCUUCUUGAUACAUAUGUACCACAAAUAAUCCAAUCUCUUAUCAAACGGCCUAACCAACUUGACUAUGCCCCUCUCCCAACUUUGGUGGAAACAAAUCAUCAAUGCACAGAGGCAGCAGCAGCAGCAGCAGCAUGUUGUUCAAGAUAGCCAUAUUUGUUUCUUUGAUGCAACAUCUACUUACCACAUUAGGCCAUCACCAUUAUCACUCUCUGCAUACUGAUAGAGCUGCUCUACUAGCAUUCAAGAGCUCCAUAACAUCCGAUCCACAUUCGAGCCUCGCGAACUGGGACGAGCUCACACCCGUCUGCAACUACACUGGCGUGCAAUGCAGCCCAAUACAGCACCGCCGUGUGGUCUACCUCAACCUCAACGCCUCCCACCUCACAGGACUUUUGCCCCGUGCCGUGUCAAACCUCACCCAACUACGCUACCUCCACCUAGCCGACAACAAUUUCUUUGGACCGAUCCCUUGGGAAAUCUCCUCGAUCAGGAACCUUUUAGAGCUGAAACUCGGCAAAAACAACCUGCAAGGCCAGAUCCCGGCCUCCUUCUCCCUGCUCUCCAAUCUCAAGCUGAUCCACCUCUACCAAAACAGCUUGACCGGGGCGAUACCAGCAACCUUCUUCGCCAACUGCACUGGCCUCAAGAACAUAGACUUCUCCUCGAAUCAGCUCACCGGAACCAUCCCAUCCGAAAUAGGAAACUGCCCGGAUUUGUGGGCUGUCAGCUUGUACGACAACCAGCUAGUGGGCGAGAUCCCUUCAUCAUUAGGCAAUGCAACAGGCAUGCUGAGUUUGGACGUCGAAAACAACAGCAUUUCCGGCCAACUCCCUGCAGAGCUCAUCUCUCGCUUCGUCAACCUCAGCUAUCUCCAUCUAUCAGACAAUCACAUGACCAGCCACGAUAACAACACGAACCUAGAGCCGUUCUUUGCUGCGCUGGCUAACUGCACCGAGCUGGAGGAGCUGGAGCUGGCCGGCCUGGGACUCGGAGGAACUCUUCCAAGCUCCAUAGCAAGACUCAGUGAUAAAAUGACAACAUUCCAACUGCAAGGAAACAUGAUACAUGGUCCGAUUCCUUCAGCAAUUUGGAGACUAUCCAAGUUAACACUACUCAACUUAACAUCCAACUUUCUAGUUGGCAAGAUUUCACCUGAGAUAGCCAACUUGUCCAGAUUGGAACAACUCUGUCUCUCCAACAACUUCUUCACCGAAAUCCCAGCUGCAUUAGGCCAGCUAUCAUCCCUCGGGCUGAUCGAUGUGUCACACAACAAUCUCACGGGUCAGAUCCCAGAUGAUCUAGGGAAUCUUGCUAGCUUAAACUUCCUGUUCCUGAACAACAAUCUUCUCUCGGGGGAGAUACCUUCCACCAUAGGAGGAUGCCUCGCCCUGCUAAAGCUGGACCUCUCCCACAACUUCUUGACAGGAAGAGUGCCUCCGAAUAUAACCAAUCUUCAGGAAAUGCGGUUUUUCCUCAACCUCUCGCACAACCAGCUCAACGGGCCGUUGCCAGUCGAGCUGAGCAAGCUGGAGAAGGUCGAGGAGAUCGACCUCUCCUUCAACAGAUUCAACGGGACCAUCUCCAGCCUCAUCUCCAGCUGCGACGCGCUCAAGCUGGUAAAUUUCUCGAAUAAUUCCAUUCAAGGAGCUCUGCCGCAGACAUUAGGCGAUCUCAAGAGCAUCGUAGCCAUGGAUUUUUCCAACAACAAACUAUCCGGAAAGAUCCCAGCGAGCUUGAACAAGAGCAAGACUCUGGCUUUCCUCAAUCUUUCCGGCAACAGCUUUGAAGGAAUGAUCCCCACCGGCGGCGUUUUUACUAAUAUCACGAAAUCAUCAUUCUUAAACAACCCGAAGCUCUGUGGCUCCGUUCCUGGCAUUCCACCUUGCAAGCGCAAGCACUACUAUUUCCGAUCAAGAACUUACUUGAUCAUAUUCUGUGUGAUCAUAUUUGUGUCCGGAUUCUUGUCAACGAUCGGCUGCGUGAUAGGAUGGCAGCGGGUGAGAGUCAACAUCUCACGCAGACGAUCAAGAAAAGAGAGGAAAGAGUCGCCUGAGCUGACACAGAAAUUCCCAAGAAUGACAUAUAAAGAGCUGGUGGAGGCCACCGCGGGAUUCGACAACGAGAGGUUGGUGGGAUCAGGCAGCUACGGCCGCGUUUACAGAGGAAGCCUGCCGGAUGGGACGCAGAUCGCCGUCAAGGUUUUACAGCUGCAGACAAGCAACUCCACCAAGGUCUUCAACAGAGAAUGCCAGAUAUUGAAGAGGAUUCGCCAUCGGAAUCUGAUACGUAUCAUCACCGCGUGCAGCUUGCCAGAGUUCAAGGCGUUCGUGCUGCCUUACAUGGCGAACGGGAGCCUAGACGCCCACCUCUACCCGCCCGAGGCAGGGUCAGCGGGGCUCACCCUGCUCCAGAGGGUCAACAUUUGCAGCGACAUUGCUGAAGGGAUGGCUUAUCUGCACCACCACUCUCCGGUUAAGGUCAUACACUGCGAUCUCAAGCCCAGCAACGUCCUCCUCAACGACGACAUGACGGCUCUGGUCUCCGACUUCGGGAUAUCCAGGCUCGUCAUGACUGUUGAAGGCGGCGGGAUGGUUGAGAAUGCAGGGAACUCCACCGCAAACAUGCUAUGUGGAUCAAUUGGUUACAUAGCACCAGAGUAUGGUUUUGGGGCGGAGACGUCGACCAAGGGGGACGUGUACAGCUUCGGAGUGGUGGUGCUGGAGAUGGUGACGAGGAAGAGGCCAACGGAUGAGAUGUUCGUGGGAGGGAUGAGCCUGCACGGAUACGUGAAGAGUGGGCGGAUGGAGAACGUGGUGGACCAUACUCUGGUUGGGGCGUUGAGGGAUGUGUCGCCACCAGUGAUGCGGAUGUGGGAGGUCGCUAUCGGAGAGCUGAUCGAGCUGGGGCUCGUCUGCACGCACGACUCGCCAACUCUGCGCCCCACCAUGCUUGAUUGUGCCGAUGACUUGGAUCGCCUCAAGAGCUACCUUAGUGGCGACACCACUGCCACAUUCUCAUCCUCCCUUGGAGUCUCUUCUUCAACCUUCAAUGAUUCUUAGUUUUUUCCACUGUUCCCCUCUUGCUGGAAUUUUUUAUACUAGCAUACAAUCAACCAAAUGUCAAUCUUACUCUACAUGAGCUGCCACAACGUUCUAUCUAAA